Messenger RNA from Haliotis rufescens (red abalone), 6934 nucleotides. Its product is annotated as myosin heavy chain, striated muscle-like. The transcript is spliced from 35 exons. The coding region runs from base 99 to 5900 and encodes 1933 amino acids. Gene Ontology annotation, molecular function: actin filament binding; cytoskeletal motor activity; ATP binding. Gene Ontology annotation, cellular component: myosin complex. The record is from RefSeq and is a predicted model, not a curated record. NCBI's taxonomy places the organism in Eukaryota, Metazoa, Mollusca, Gastropoda, Lepetellida, Haliotidae.
AGUGAGCUUGGCAGUAGCUGUUCAGACCAGCUCUGGCCGGACAGAACAGAGUUGCUCAUCACCUUUCGGACUUUCUUUAGUUCACUUCCUCUGUGAAAAUGUCCUCCUUUGAUCCCAACGACCCCGACUUCCAGUAUCUUGCGGUUGAUCGCAAGAAACUGAUAAAGGAACAAAAAGGGACCUUUGAUGCCAAGAAGGCAUGUUGGGCCCCAGAUGAGCAAGAGGGGUUUGUUUCUGCGGAGAUACAGGAGACCUCAGGAGAAAAAGUCACCGUUAAAAUAGUGGACACGAAUGAGGUUAAAACGUUCAAGGCUGAUGAGAUUCAGCAAAUGAACCCACCCAAGUUUGAGAAAUACGAGGACAUCGCCAACCUUACCUAUCUGAACGAAGCCAGCGUCCUCUACAAUUUAAGAUCUCGAUACACCUCUGGCAUGAUCUAUACAUAUUCCGGCCUGUUCUGUAUCGCCAUCAACCCCUACCGUCGUCUCCCCAUCUACACUCAGUCAGUUGUAGAUAAAUAUAGGGGGAAGAGGAAGACCGAGAUGCCUCCUCACUUGUUCUCCAUUGCUGAUAAUGCCUACCAGUUCAUGGUGCAAGAUCGUGAAAAUCAGUCCAUGUUGAUUACCGGUGAAUCUGGAGCUGGAAAGACUGAGAACACCAAGAAGGUCAUCGGCUACUUCGCCUUGGUAGCUGCCGCAAGCGACAAGAAGGAAGAAACUCCGAAGGAAGAAAAGAAGGGUUCCCUUGAAGACCAAAUCGUGCAGGCUAACCCUGUUCUUGAGGCCUACGGAAACGCCAAGACAUCCCGUAACAACAACUCUUCCAGAUUCGGUAAAUUUGUUCGUAUCCACUUCGCAAGCUCUGGAAAAAUCUCUGGUGCUGAUAUUGAAACAUACCUGCUGGAGAAGUCUCGUGUAACCUACCAACAGUCUGUUGAGAGGAACUACCACAUCUUUUACCAGAUGCUUUCUGGAGCGGUGCCAGAGAUUUUGGAAAUUAGCUUGACUAAGAAUGACGCUGGUCUAUACUCCUUCAUCAACCAAGGAGUCCUUACAGUCAACGGCAUCGAUGAUGUUGAGGAGAUGAACAUGACACAUAGUGCCUUUGAUGUCUUGGGAUUUACUCCGGAUGAAAAAGUUAGCUGUUACAAGUGCACUGGUUCCAUCUUACACAUGGGUCAGAUGCAGUUCAAGCAGAAGGGUGAACAGGCUGAGCCUGAUGGAACUGCUGAGGCUGAGAAAGUUUCCUUCCUUUUGGGUGUCAACAAUGGUGACUUCCUGAAGGCUCUGUGUAAACCCAAGAUCAAGGUAGCCAUGGAUUACGUCAUUCAGGGCAGGACAAAGGCACAGGUUGUCUACUCAGUGGGUGCCCUUGCUAAAUCUCUCUUUGAUCGUGUUUUUAACUGGCUGGUCAAGAGAGUCAACCACUCACUCGACACCAAGAAGCCAAGACAGUUCUUUAUUGGAGUGUUGGAUAUUGCUGGAUUUGAGAUUUUUGAGUUCAACAGCUUCGAGCAGCUGUGUAUCAACUACACCAACGAGCGUCUGCAGCAGUUCUUCAACCACCACAUGUUUGUGCUGGAGCAGGAAGAAUACAAGAAAGAGGGCAUAGUCUGGCAGUUCAUUGACUUCGGCAUGGACUUACAGGCCUGCAUUGAACUCAUUGAAAAGCCCCUGGGUAUCCUGUCAAUCCUUGAAGAAGAGUGCAUGUUCCCUAAGGCCUCUGACAAGACCUUCAAGGACAAACUGACUGAGAAUCACAUGGGCAAAUCACCCAAUUUCCUCAAGACAAACAAAUCUAUGAAAGGAGGUCAAUACGGUGAUUUCGCCCUGAAGCAUUAUGCAGGAACAGUUCCCUACAACAUCGGAGGCUGGCUGGAGAAAAACAAGGAUCCUGUCAAUGAGACCAUUGUGGAACUCCUUAAACAGUCUAAGGAACCACUUGUUCAGCUGCUCUUUUCUCCACCUGGAGGAGCAGAUGCUGCAGCAGCUUCUGGUGGUAAGAAGAAGAAGAAGAGCUCUGCAUUCCAGACCAUUUCUGCCACUCACAGGGAGUCUCUAAACAAGCUGAUGAAGAACCUGUACACCACACACCCUCACUUCGUGCGAUGUAUCAUUCCCAAUGAGACAAAGACGCCAGGUCUGAUUGACGCUGCACUUGUGCUCCACCAGCUUCAGUGUAACGGUGUACUAGAAGGUAUCCGUAUCUGCAGAAAGGGAUUCCCUAGUAGGAUCAUCUACUCAGAGUUCAAACAGAGAUACUCCAUUCUGGCUCCGAACGCUGUUCCUGAGGGUUUUGUAGAGGGGAAAAUUGUUUCGGCAAAAAUCCUAGAAGCCCUGGAGCUCAAUAAGGAGGAAUAUCGUCUCGGCAACACCAAGGUGUUUUUCAAGGCUGGUGUCCUGGGUUACCUCGAGGAAAUCCGUGAUGAGCGACUGUCCGUUGUUGUAGCCCUGUUCCAGGCCCAUAUUCGGGGCUACCUGAAGCGCAAAUUCAUCAAGAUGCUUCAGGACAAGAGAACUGCCCUUGAGAUGAUCCAGAAGAACAUCCGUAAGUGGCUGGCCAUGAGGAACUGGCUCUGGUGGAGAUUCUACACCAAGGUCAAGCCCCUCCUCAGCAUUCAAGCCGCUGAAGAUGAGAUGAAACAGAAAGAAGAAGAACUGGCAAAGGCAAAGGAAGAGCUUGAGAAGGUGACACAGAGGUGCAAGGAGCUUGAAGAAGCAAAUGUUGUUCUUAAUGAUGCCAAAAACGACUUGAAAGUGGAAGUUGAGACCCAACAAGAUACCAUAGAUGAUUGCGAGGAAAGAAUCGAGCAAUUGCUUCAGACAAAGCUUGAAAAUGAAUCACAGAUAAAGGAACUGGAUGGUCGGGUGGCUGAGGAAGAAGCCCAAAAUGCCAAACUGUCAGAGAAACAGUCAAAGCUGGAGAAUCAAAUGCAAAUAAUGGAAAAAGACAUUAUCGACCUUGAGAACAGUCUUACCCAGGCAGAAAACGAUUUCAAAACCAGAGGAGACCAGAUCAAGACCUUACAAGGAGAGAUGUCAAAACAAGAUGACUCCAUUGCCAAAUUGUCAAAGAGUAAGAAAGACCUUGAGGACCAAUUGAAGAAGACAGAGGAUGAUCUUCGAUCAGAGCAAGAUAAGAACUCACAGCUCAACAAACUCAAGCAAAAGUUGGAAACAACUCUUGAUGAAUUUGAGGAGAAUCUUGGACGUGAGAAGAGAGUCCGGGCGGACGUGGAGAAGGCCAAGAAGAAGCUGGAGCAAGAUCUCAAGUCUUCCCAAGACGCUUGCUCUGAGCUGCAGAAUGUAAGGACAGAACUCGAGGAAACGGUUAAGAGGAAGGAGAAGGAGUUGUCCAGCCUGAAGGUUGACCUGGAUGAUGCCGAGAACAAGUGCAGCCAACAACAGAGAAAGAUCAAGGACCUCACAGCAAACGUUGAUGACUGCCUUGCUGAGCUUGAGAUGGAAAGACAAAACAGAUCAAAGGUCGAAAAACAACGGCAAGAGUUGGCCAGAGAGGUCGAAGAACUGUCUGUCCGCCUAGAAGAAGCGGGUGACGAUACUGCAAACCAUGCUGAUGCAAACAAGCGCCUGCAGGCUGACAUCAACAAGCUGAAGAGAGACCUGGAGGAGAGCGUCAUGCAGGCUGAAGCUCAGGUCGCCGCUCUGCGCAAGAAGAACCAGGACGUUUCCAAUGAUCUCAGUGACCAAAUUGACACACUGCAGAAGCACAGGGCGAGACUAGAGAAGGAGAAGAACCAGAUGAAGGGAGAGAUGGAUGAUCUACAGUCAGAGCUGGAGAAUGCCAAGAGGAACAAGGGUGGAAUGUCCGACGCAGCUUCCAGACAGCUGCAGGGCCAGUUGUCCGACCUGGCAUCUCAACUGGAGGAGUCUUCUCGUAACAUCACUGAUCUCCAGACCCAGAGGAACAGACUCCAGGGUGAGACCUCUGACCUCACCCGCCAGGUGGAAGACGCGGAACGUAGGGCACAACACCUGUCUCGGGAGAGGGCGACACUUCUUACGCAGGUGGAGGAGUCCAGACGCAGUGCAGAUGAAGAACAGAGGAUGCGCCAGAAACUCCAGGCAGAGUUCCGCAACCUGAACGCCGAGAUGGGAGGGGUUCGUGAUCAGCUUAUUGAGGAACAGGAGAGGUGUGCCAGCCUGGAGCGACAGUUGUCUAAAUCUAACAAUGAGAUGCUGCAGUGGAGGUCCAAGUUCGAGACUGAGGGCAGCAUCAAGGUGGAAGAGUUGGAGGAUAUAAGGCGUCGCAUGCAGUCCCGUCUAAACGAGGCUGAACAGAAUUUGGAGAGUGAGCGUACCCGUAGUUCCGGGAAUGAGAAGGUGAAGAUCAGGAUGCAAGCCGAGAUUGAUGACAUAGCCAUGGAAUACCAGAGGGCCCAGACUACUGUGAACAGUCUUGAGAAGAAGCAGCGUAACUUUGACAGAUUAGUACAGGAGUACCAGAGCAAGAUCGCUGACCUCAAGGCUGAACUGGAGGUGUCUCAGAAAGAGUCACGGGGCUACUCUGCCGAGCUGUACCGCACCAGAAGCAAGGUGGAGGACAUGGAUGGCCAGAUUGACUCAAUGAAGAGAGAGAACAAGAAUCUCUCAGAGGAAGUGGUCAUUCUCAGUAACCAACUCAGUGACAAUACCAGGACUCUGGCGGAUGUGGAGAAAGCUAACCGACGCAUUUCUACAGAGAAAACCGACCUUCAGUCUGCAUUGAUAGAGGCUGAGGCUGCCCUGGAGCAGGAGGAGGCCAAGAUUGUGCGCGCACAGCUUGAAAUCUCUCAGGUCCGAGCUGAAGUUGAUAAACGCGUUGCUGAGAAGGAAGAGGAAUUUGAGAACCACCGUCGUAACUUCCAGCGGUCCUUGGAUAACCUUCAAAAUUCCUUGGAUGCGGAAGGCAGGUCCAAGGCGGAGUACAUGAGGAUCAGGAAGAAGCUGGAGAGCGACAUCGGUGAUCUCGAGAUAGCUGUGGACAAUGCUAACCGGGCCAGGAGCGAGGUUGAGAAUGCCUGCAAGAGAUAUCAAUCUCAGAUGAAGGAUCUACAGAUGCAGGUUGAGGAGGACAGCAGGGCCCUCCAGGAGGCCCGGGACUCCUUCCAGACAGUGGAGCGUCGUUCUAUGACCCUUAAGGACGAGAAUGAUGAGAUGCGUACAGCUCUCGAGUCUUCUGAGCGAGCAAGAAAAAUGACUGAAAACGAACUGAUGGAGAUUAACGACCGUUUGAACGAACUGAGCGCACAGCUUAGUUCGGUCAGUACACAGAAGAGGAAACAGGAUGUCGACAUAUCCGCUAUGCAGUCUGAUCUUGAUGAGAUGACCUCCGACCUGAGAGGCGCCCAAGAAAACUACAAGCGUGCUAUUGCUGAUGCUACCCGGAUAUCUGAUGAGCUCCAUUCAGAACAGGAACACAGUAGCACUAUUGAGAAGGUGAAGAAGGCUUUGGAGAAUCAGGUCCGAGAACUUCAGACAAGACUUGAUACUUCAGAUUCCCAUAGGACGAAGGGAGACGCUUUGACCAUUCAGAAACUGGAACAGCGGGUACGCACCGUGGAGACCGACCUGGAGAAGGAACAACAACGUCACGCCGAGACCACCAAGAACUCCAGACACCACGAGCGUCGCAUGAAGGAGCUUGCCUUCCAGAUCGAAGAGGAGAGGAAGAACCAGGAGAGAAUGCAGGAUGUCCUGGACAAACAGAACGCUAAAAUCAGAUCUAUGAAGACACAGGUUGAGGAGGCUGAGGAGAUUGCGGCAGUGAACAUGGGACGAUACCGCAAAACCCAGCAGGAGUUGGAGGACAGUGAUACCAGAGCCAACAUUGCCGAAGGGGCCCUGGAGAAGAUGAGAAGCAAGAGUCGCACUGUGACCAGCAUGUCCUAUGAUAUAUAAACAUCCAGAUCUGCAGUUACCUCCCCACCACUGCGUGAUAAUGAAGGUCCUGUAAUCACGUACUUGAGGCGGAGCCAUACUCUAGUGAUUCAUCAUUCGUGACCUCAAGCCCUCAAACCUGUAAACGUGGGUAGGAAGGCUCUGGAUCUGAUCCAAGCGCUCUGAAAGCAUAGACUUGACAACAUGCAUAUCUACAGCGAGACCAAAUAUACGGUUUGUCACCUCGGUCAGUGAUUUGCUACGAGAUUCCCAAGGACCGGUGGAGCUGUAUAUUCCAUUAUGCUGAUAUAUACGCGUCCAUGGCCGUAAUGCUGGGCUUUGUUGCACAGACGCAACAGCAUACGCUUCCAUGGUCUUAUACCAAAUGACAAACACAUGGUCAGGACGGAAAACGGGGACUUCAAGCUACUACUAGACAAAAAAACACUUUGAUUGUUAGACGGGUCCGGGCGGUCUGCAUAAUCCGUGAUGCUGCUAUUUCCGACCAAGCACCACAUAGUUAGGGCGGCAUUGCCGGGCCUUCCUGACCCGUCCAAGCUGCAUAUUCUUUAAAUCUGCCAUGUACAGAAAAUGAAACGUCGUCUAGCCAGACUCGUAAAGAUGGUCCAGCACCGAUAAUACUGAUAUUCUAUACGUUAUACCUUCUUCUGUGCCAUUGUAAAAAAAUAACAAACAUCGGUGUGCUCAGGUACGCGAGGUCUGCUUCUUUAUAAAGACAAACAGUUAAUCCCUCCAACGGAGCCAUUAGAAACACUGACAUGAUGAUGUCAGGCCUGUAGCCCCUGAUCGAGGUAGGACAACCUCUUGGUCGAGCGUUCGUGACCAAUGAUUCACAGAACAUCACUCAAUGAAUCAUCUCAAAUGGGAACUAAACAUUUAUAAGUAGAAAAUAUAUAAAUGGUUUAUACGAGAGCGUGAAACAUCAACGAUCAAAUCAUGUCUUAUUCAUUAGGAACUGUGUUGUGUUUGUAUAUACAUUAUCCAGUAUCCUUGAACCCGAGUUCAGAACCUGGAAUAAAAUAUAUCAAUAUACA